AAACGUCAAGCUUAAAAUGUCAAAUUUGAAUUUGUGUUUUUUUUGCUAAAUUCGGCGCUGAAAAUGUUGGAUUUUGGUUUAGCUUAAUCAAAGAAGUCUGUUUCAGUACCUACUCUUAAUAUUAUGUCGUGAUUAUGUACCUACCCACAAUCCUUACUAUCCUAAACAAAGUGAAUAAGCUGUUAUGGAUGACUCUCAAAGUUCAGAUAAUAUCUUUUCAGAAACAAGUGUUUCAGAUUUAACAACAAUUAAAAUAGAAAAGUACGAUGUACGUGUUUCGAAGAUUAAGGCUUACGCACAGACUUGUGUUGGUGCGAAAAAUGUCUUACAUCAGGAACCUUUCACUGUAUUUCUGGAAGACUGCAGAUUUUGUAUACUUCAGAGCUUGGACCUAGUUAAUAUAUUAUUAGAAGAUGCAAACACAGAAAUAGAUAAAUUGUGUAAUUACUUGGAGGAUGCUGUGUGCAUUUUACAAAUAUUAUCCAAUAGAGUCAAGAGUAUAAUAGAAUCUGCCACCAUCACAUGCAGUGCAGCAAAGAAUUUGAGCACUAGUACUGGAAAUAUAAUAUUAUCUGUAUUCACUCAUUGUAAAGACAGUGAAUGUACUUACGGCAAUAGCCUAUGUAUGGUGGAAAAACAACUGAAGGAUUUGUUUCGAAACUGCCAUGAGUUGCAGUUGACAUAUUUAAUGGCUUUAGAAAAGCAUUUGAUAUUUGAUUUGACUGAAAAGGAGGACCAAGAUAUACUUGUUGCAACUUUAGAGAUAAACUUGAAAAUUGGCGAUGUGGUGCACUCAUUAGAUAUCAAAACUAUGGCGGAGCAGUGGAAGGCAUAUACAAUGAUUUGUAAGAAAUAUUCAAGUUUUCUUUUGGAGAAAACUAUAUUUAACACAAGUAGUAAACUACUUGCUUCUACAAUACAAAGAAAUAUACACAUUGCUUUGGAGGCAAAUGAAGAAGACAAGAUUGUACUUCGAUCCUUGAAAGUAGCAAGUUUUUCUAUAAAGAUACUGUUGCAAAUAUGUAACAUAUUCAAAUGUUCUGCCAAUAAUAACUAUAGGAAUAUCAUAAAACUAUUGCUUCAAAUCAGUUUGUGCAACAGUUCAUACUAUGAAGUGACUGCAAAUAAAUCAUCAGAAUUUUCAGCACUGUUGGAAACACACAUAUCAACUCCUGCGAAAAUAUUAAUUGAUAUUCUUAUUAAUGAAGAAAGUUUUCUAAAAUUAAUAUUCGUAACUGGAAGCAGUGAACUGAAAGAUAGUGAGUUGCUGGGUCAUAUGCUGCUUGAUGUAAUGAUAAUGAAAGCGCUUCUAAAGAAAGAAGAACCAAGUGAUAAUAUGGAUGAAGUUGUUGUUUGUGUGUUCUCACUCUUACCUUAUUGUCACAAGUGGUUUAACAUUGGGUUGAAAUUUAAGCAUACCGCUACAGAAGACAAAACUCAAUACUACAGGUUAUACGAAUAUUUGUUACUCCACACCGCAGCUUUGACGAACAUAUUCAGUUGCGCACAGUAUAAGAGAUUAGAGAAUUGUUUAUAUGAAGCUCUGUUGGGAACUGAGUAUUAUAGUGCGAUUUUUGGUUCUAACUUAUGGGUUUUACUUUGCAGGUUCAGUAAUAACCAACUGCAGUUACACGUGUUGUUGGGCUUAUUAAACGUUUACCAGAAACUGGAAUCUCAUCCCUUAUUUGCCACCUCGCCUCAGCGAAUCCACUUGGGUUACACUAUAGAAAAACUAUUCCAUACCGUCGACGAAAAAGAAAAAAUGCUAAUCUACAAACAAUUUAGUGUAAAAGAUGAAAGAAAUAUUGGAGUCUGGACUGCAAUGAAAAUAAAGAAUUUACAAAAUGAUGUUGCAAAAUAUGUGGAAAGGGUUGUAUAUGAUAAUCUAAUUGCCUGUUUUGAUGAAGUUUCAAAUGAUAAUGAAGAUAGAUUAGAGAAUUUGAUUGAAUAUUUCAAAUUGGCUUCAACUUGCCAAUUUGUAGAAAGAGAUUCAAGGAUAGAAGAUUUGCUGUUAAGAGCAUGGCUUAAAGCUUGUCCACUUUGCAAUAAUGUACUGCAAAGGCAUCUCGAUGGUCGUUCAGUAUGGCUCUUUAGGUAUUUAGAGGAUCUGACUUCUUUGACUGAAAGUUAUAUGGAAAAAUUUGAACGAAGAAAAACUUUAGUAAAGAUACUAAAUAUUAUUUCAAUUAUUCUAAAGACAGGAAAUAUGGAGACAGUCCAUCUUUUACUUAAAUUAUUUUGCAAACUUGCAAGUUUUCUAUUAGAAAGCGAAAACGAUGCAAUUGCGACUCUAUUAACAAGAACCAUAACGAUCAUUUUUAAAGGCAACAAUGAUUUACAAGAAUACAUAUUGAGUACUAUAAUUUCUAAUGCUGAUAUUAGUGAAUUAGUUUUACCAGUUCUGGAAAACACUAAAUGUAUAUCGGAGAAAGUUGUUGAAUACAAAAACAUAAUGUUCAAUACCAAAGAAUGGCAAAAACAACUAGAUUCAGUUGCUGAUAAUAAGUAUAUACAUAAAUGUAUGCAAAUAUCUGAUAUAGACGUACAAGAACCCAUAAGUAUGGAAUGUAUUGAUAUAAAUGUACAAGAACUAAGGAAAAGUCAAACUAAUUUUGAUCUUGGAGAUAUAGAUUCGUUGUUUGAAGAGAGUGACGGGGAAGAACCGGUUAGCAAAAAGGCGAAAUUGGAUUUCGAUGUCAAUCAUCUUAUAGGAAAAAUCGAAUCGGAUGUAGAAAAGCUGUGUCAAAGUAAAGAGAAUAUACUCAGUGAAUAUAAGGAUAGAAUUAAGUGUGUAUGUGAUAAGUUGAGAAAUAUAGUUUCUUAAUAUUGA
Molecule: messenger RNA, 2830 nt
Organism: Maniola jurtina (meadow brown)
Lineage: Eukaryota; Metazoa; Arthropoda; Insecta; Lepidoptera; Nymphalidae
Exons: 13
Coding region: 185-2824 (879 amino acids)
Source: RefSeq, a predicted model, not a curated record